AUGCCUUGUUACAAACAAGAAAUGCCUCCUCCCGGAGGUUUCGCUCCAAUUGAUGUCUCAAGAAAAAUGCCAAAAGGCUAUGUACACGGUCUUAUAACACUUGGCGCAUUGUAUACUUCAACGUAUGUGGGAUUUAAAGUUCUCAAAUAUAUGAAAGGAAAACAAAAUAAAAUUAUUAGAGAAGACCAAGAAUGUCGAAUUGCUCUUGCUCCUUUCAUUAUAGCUGAACAAGAACGAUUAUACUUGAAACAAUUACGAAAAAAUCGCGAAUACGAACAGAGUUUAAUGGGUGAUGUUGCAGGCUGGAAAAUUGGUCAUUGGUUUGACUACCCAGUUUAUCAUAAUCCUCGAGGUUUAUGGUGUGAUCCGGAUGUAAAUGAGUUCUACGCUCAUGUUGCUGAUUGCGAUAAAGAUUUGAGGCGUAAAGUGCGAAAUCGAUACUCUUAA
Molecule: messenger RNA, 447 nt
Organism: Schistosoma spindalis
Lineage: Eukaryota; Metazoa; Platyhelminthes; Trematoda; Strigeidida; Schistosomatidae
Source: the annotation of a GenBank genome assembly